GGUCUUCGUGAGCCGAGCGCGGCCAUAUUUCUUCUCGUGGCUCUCUCACGUUCGCUGGAGGCAGGAAGGUGGUGCGCGGUUUCGACGGUGUGACCGAAUUUCCGAGAAGGCGAUGCCCGUGUCGCGCGCGCGCAUUUCGUAACGGUGUCGUGUAGUGACGGUGCAGGGAGCAGAACGGCUAAUCAUGCCUAAGGAAGGCGGUAAUCCGGCCGGCAGGCGGCCGUCGUCGCGUACCGCGAAGCCCUACGACGCGAACAACUCAUUUGUAAAAAAAAUGGCAACCAAGGUAACAGAUUUUAUACCGCAACCAUCAUGGAUUAGUAAGUGGUUCAUUACCUCUCAAAAUAAUGAAGAUACGCCAGAAGGUAGAGGGAAUAUCGAAGAAACAGAAUUCGAUGAUGAUGUACAUCAGCCUCCUACCAAGCGAUCGCGUAUCCGUAUGGAUGUGAUUCAUCCACCUGGCACAUUUUCUAUACAAACGAGAGUUAAAACCGCAUUAAAUACAAUUGAACCUUCUAAAGAGCAGUAUCCUGUUCAUGAAGUGACGGAAGAUUUUCUGGAACCUGCUACAGCUGGGCCAAGUGGGAUAGGUCGUUUAAUAUCUUCAACACCUGCAGUACAAGCAGAUAUUAGGGCUGUAACGUCUCACAGGUCUGACUUAAAUUCCUUAGCUUCAUCGACCAAUAAUGGGAUUGCAAAUGGGAUGGAUGAUAAUUCAGAAUCCAGUGAAAGUACUAGUGGAUGCAGUUCACUUAUUCCACAGAUAAAUAGGCACGAAGGCCCGUCAAAUUUAUUGUAUAGUUCGGCAUUUACUAGUAGAAAGAGGCAUGAUGACAAAUUAACAUUUACUAAUCAUUUACAAAGUUCGAGGUCUUUAUUUUUAGAUAGUUCUCGCGAUUCUUUAAGUAGUCGUAGACCGAGUUUUAACGCAUCAAUUAUUACAAACGCUACAGACCGCGCAUCUCCGCUGUCCUCCCCUUUUUAUAAUGGUAAUAUUACCUUUGGGGGUGCAAAUGCGGCGGGACUUUAUAAACGAAAUCGUAAUAUUUUUAACAAUUCAAAUGAGAUACAACUUAAGGUACCAAGAAGGACGAAUGUUGAAGUUAAACCUUCUGAUUCAGUGGGAGUUGAUUCAUCUGGUAUGAGUCAAACUGCCAAAAGAAUAUUGGAGGCAUUAGAACAUUUCUCAUCACCUGUAUCUGAUGCAAAAAAAAUACCAUUGAAAAAUACAAAUAAUGUCUCAGUAUCCUCAGCAUCUUCAGUAACAAGCAGAAAAAGAGCGCGAGAAGAGGUAGCAACGCCAUCCGCUAGAAUCGGUUUACGUCAUUUGACACGUGAAUUAACAGUACCAACUGUUCCCGAUAUACUGAAAUUAAGGAGAAGACAAAAAUUGCAAGAUACAACUCUUAUGGCUAGGAAGAUCGUUUCUGCUCGUAGCGAUCCACCUCCGCCCCCACAAGAAUAUCGAUUAAGGACGGAAGAUACUGACAAUGAAAAAUAUCGUGGCAAGUUAAAGGGCAAAUCUAAAAUAAAUCUAGAACAAGAAGAAACAGUGACGCCUGUAAAUUUGCCAAAUAUACCUCUACCAAUAACGACAUUACCCAAUUUCAAUUUCACUUUACCGCCUCCUGCAGCUCAUUCCGCAGGCAAAACUGCAGCAAAUAAGGAAAACACUUUCACGUUUGCUAGCCCAAUUAAAGUGACGGAUGUUGGGAAAAAUUUGCAGUCUGUCAACAAUUUCACUUUUAGUAAUCCAAUCAACGCCGAAGACUGCGCGAGUACGAUCGACUCGCGUUCAAUGACAGAGAAUGAGUUUACUGUUGAUUGCGCAAUCACGUCCAUACCAAAUUUCAUUUGGUCCGGCUCAUCCACAGCACCAAGAUUAAAAGCGAAGGUAAAAAGCAGCAGGGAUGAUUCCGUCGAAACCACAGUGCCACAGGAACUCAAAUCGAAAAGUGUUAUGGAUGUAUUUAAGUCUAAUAAAAUGGAAUCUAAAAUUGGACAGUCAAACUCGGAAUUGGAUUCUAAAACGACAGACACUAUCAAGACUGCCAGCACAAAUGUCAAUCUAAAUCCCGAUGUUACAAGCACACAUGAUACAGAAUCAUCUUGGGAGUGUAGUGAAUGUAUGAUUAGGAACGACAGUACGAAUAAACAAUGCACUGCGUGUAAAAUUGCUCGAUCGAAUCCUAAUAAAACUUCGUUGCCUUCGACAUCAACAAUAGAUACCAUUGUGGAAACAAAACCAGUUACACAAGAUUGCUUUGGUUCUCAAUUUAAACUUUCUACAAAUCAAUGGGAAUGUACAACUUGUUGUAUAAGAAAUAAACAAAGUGAUGUUACAUGUAUAGCAUGUACGACACCAAAGCCAGGAAGUAAUGCUACGGUGCAACAAACUGUUAAAUCUCAAAAUUUCGAUCUAAUGAAGAAGUUCAAACCUGCCGAAGGAUCAUGGGAAUGUUCCGGUUGUUUAUUGAGAAAUGCCGCGAACAUGAUUACGUGUCCUUGUUGUAAUACAUCUAAACCCACUACUUCCGUAAAAACUUCGAAGAAGACAAAUAGUGUCACAGAAUCAUUUGCACAACAGUUGAGCACUAAUACAGUAGUUACGGGAACACAAGAAAAAACAUCUAAUAAUUCCGAAUUAAUGAACAAAUUUAAACCAAACAAAGAUUCUUGGGAAUGUCCAGGAUGUUUUGUUAGAAACAACAAUUCUAUUAUUACCUGUCCUUGCUGUAGUACGGCUAAACCUAAUUCUGCAGAGGGGUCGAGCAAAGCAGAACAAACAUCGACUAAUGGCUUUGGAGAUAAAUUUAAGAAACCGGAAGGUGCAUGGACUUGCGAUUCGUGCUUGUUACAAAAUGAUGCGAAACAUACAGAAUGUGUGGCUUGUCAAGCCUCGAAGCCUGGUAUUGUAAAAUCAAGUGAAUCUUCAUCGAAUAGUGGCUCUACCCUGCAAUUUAAGUUUGGUGUACCAUCUAGUACAGCAAAUUUAACUAGUCAGUCAAGUGGAUUUAAGUUUGGCAUAGAUAAGACUGACACUCAAACUAAAUCCGAUUCAUCUCCUUUAAACGGAUUCAAGUUUGGUAAUACACAACAGAAUAGUGAUACAGCACAAUUUACAUUUGGUGUUCCGAAAGAAGAAAACAAAGCUGUAAGUGAAGCAUCUAAAACCAAUAAUGUCACAUCUUCUAGCGGUACAGAAUUUCAAUUUAAUGUAAAAAAUUCUGAAAAACUUGAAUCUAAAGAGGAUCAAGAAAAUAAACAGGAAACGCUUUUUGGCAUGCCAAAAAGUGAAAGUUUGACAACGGCAAAUGAGAAACAGACUUCAAAUAUUGCGUCUAGCACUUCACUAACCGCUUCUUCUUUCACGUUUGGUAUGCAGAAAUCAGGAUUUAAUCAGCCUGCCUCAAAUAAAGAAACGCAAAAUACUUCCUUUGCAACUACUGUGACAGAAAGUUCUAAACCAUCGGCAACAAUUGAUGCAGUUAUUAUACCAAUUAGCACUAAUACAACGUUACCAUCUUUAUCAACAGAAAAAAAUAUAACAAAAAAUGUGUCUGAGAUAAAACCGGAAUCGAUAUUUUCAUUCGGGGUACCAAGCAGUACAAGUGCUGUUACUACAACUUCCACGAAUGCAACGACUACUUGUCUUCCAACUUUUGCUCAACCUACAUUCACUUUUUCCGAUUCAAAGAAUCAGCCAGCCACAUUACCAUCUUUUGGCCAGAUACCCCCGUCGUCUGUCCCAUUGUCCACGAACGUAUCAUUCGGAGGAAACAAGGCAUCCGAGAUUACUCCAUCAAGCAACAAACCAGCCACCAAUGAUCCACCAGUCGCUACGCUCUUCCCAAUUGUCUCGAGUUCCACACCGCUAUUUAAUAACGAGUCGAAAACGACGAUAGCAUUCGGCACGGAUAAAUCGUUUACUACAACAAGCAGCAAACCAUCAGGAUUUGCCAUGCCUGAGAACAAAAUUCCAACAUUCGGCAGUAACACCGAAAGUAAACCACCAAUUUUCGGUACGUCGGAAACCAAAUUGCCAGUAUUCAAUCCACCCGCGGCAAAUCCUCUACCAACGUUCGGUACACCGUCCACCAGUGCCACUCCUUCGCUCUUUGGAUCAUCCAGUACCCCGGCUUUCGGAAACAAUACCACACCCGUUUUCGGCGGCACCUCGACAACACCAACUAUCUUUUCAACCACUAAGCCGAACGAGACCAACACUGCAUCGAAUUCGUCUUUAUUUACGUUUGGCUCUGCUUCGUCGCAACAAUCGACAAGUGGUAGAUUUAAUUUUUCUGCAAACGUUAAUCCAGCCGCGCCUGCAACUGCAAAGCCGCUUUUCACAUUUGGUAGCAAUUCAAGUGCACCACCAAGUGGUAACAAUACAUUCGGUAGUGGUACAUUCGGAGUUAAUUCCGCUCCAAUUGCGAAUACUGCAAAUUUUACGUUUAAUCCAUCUAAACAAGAGACAUCAGCGACAUUUGGUCAAGGUGCAGUGGCAAGUCCGAUAUUCGGUACUCCACAAGCAAAUCCACAGACUCAAGCAACGUCAUCGUUCUCAUCCACUCCUUCGUCCACCACAGGAUUCAAUUUUGGAUCCACGGCUCCAGUUGCUGCAACGUCAGGAGGUUUUAACUUUGGAGGAAUGUCAUCUACAUCUGCAUCAACCGGAGGAUUCAAUUUUAAUCCUACUCCCACUUCUACUCCCACAGUAGCUUUUGAUCCCAAUAGUCGGCCUUCAUUUAACUUCACCAAAGGAAGUGUACCAACAGCAUUCAACGCUCCACCCCAAUCGGCACAAGCACCACGAAAAAUCAAAAAGGCAUUUCGAAGAUGCGUACGGUAGAGAGCAUAUAGCAACAUUCAUGCAUACAUUCAGGUGCGUCUCUACAUCUGUCUAUAUAUCUGAGUGUGUCCCUCUAUGUUAAGCGCUAUAUAAAGUGAUGUACAAUGAAAUUCUGUCAUACAUCAA
Molecule: messenger RNA, 4978 nt
Organism: Pogonomyrmex barbatus (red harvester ant)
Lineage: Eukaryota; Metazoa; Arthropoda; Insecta; Hymenoptera; Formicidae
Biological process (GO): RNA export from nucleus; protein import into nucleus
Cellular component (GO): nuclear pore
Molecular function (GO): structural constituent of nuclear pore
Source: RefSeq, a predicted model, not a curated record